AUGGAUAGGUAUGGGGCCAAAACACAUCUGAAAUCUGGUGCUCAACGAUCACUGUUUAGCCCGGUCAGUGCUUUCAAGCCCGCCAUGAAGUUCUUGGAGGCUCGCGACAAGGACAACAAGACCAGCACGGACAAAUGGCGCCCUGUCGUCAAGGGCAUGUUGACUAUUGCCGAGGAGGAGGAGAAAGAGGAGGUGAUGACCCCAAUAAAGACCUCGAUGGUCUCAGAAACCCUAAGCAGAAGGCGGUUGGCCGUGCCGCUGCUCUGGGGCUCUUUGAUUGCUUCUGGUAUCGACGCUUGGAAAUAUUCGUACCUUUCGGGACUGCAUACGCCGCCAAACGGCGUGAUAGAUCAGUAUACUCGGGACACAGCAUGGAUCGGACGAGUAUUUGGCGAUGCGUAG
Verticillium dahliae VdLs.17 is the source of this 402-nucleotide messenger RNA. RefSeq lists its product as uncharacterized. Bases 1 to 402 code for a protein of 133 amino acids. NCBI's taxonomy places the organism in Eukaryota, Fungi, Ascomycota, Sordariomycetes, Glomerellales, Plectosphaerellaceae. The transcript is spliced from 3 exons. The record is from RefSeq and is a predicted model, not a curated record.